Messenger RNA from Symbiodinium sp. CCMP2456, 2085 nucleotides. The record is from the annotation of a GenBank genome assembly. Lineage: Eukaryota; Dinophyceae; Suessiales; Symbiodiniaceae.
AUGUUGGCCGCCGUCGUGCUCCGCAUCGCCCCGGCGCGGCUUCAAGCCACGUCUGAGUUCUACAGGAAGAGCCUGGGCAUGGUCCAAGUCGGCGAUGACUCGGAAGCACCGGAUGUCCGGGAGCUGCGGGUGCCCGAGACAAGGAGCUGCGCCGUGCGCCUGGUAGCGGAUGACACGGUGAAGGUCGCCUACUCCCACAGCAAGGGCGACCUCUACUGGAAGAUAGGCCUAGCAGUCGAUGACGUACAGGCUGCUGCAGCACGCCUUGGAGUGCCGCCGGGGAGCCAGUUUCGGGACAUCGGCUUCCUGACGCACAUGGCAGAUCCGGCGGGCUUUUGCAUCGAGCUGCUGCAAACGACGUUUGAGUCCAGUGCAGCAGAGAGGGCGGAGCGGCUGACGCGCCCGGUCGCCAACAAAGCGACCAUCGCCCAAGACUUCGUCAUCGGACAGAUUACCACACGCAUCACCGACCCCAAGCGCAGCUUGGAUUUCUACCAGAGGGUAAUGGGAAUGAAGCUGCUGUCCGUGCAGGAAGUGGCUCCUUACGGCUUCACGCUCUAUUUCGUCGCUUACACAGAGGACAGCCCUCCCAAAGCGGAUCUUGAGGCCGUGGAGAAUCGAGAGUGGCUGUAUCAGCGUGACUACACCACGUUGGAGCUGCAGCACAGGUGGGACUACCGGCCCGGCAGCUUGCGGCUGCCUGCCGACGACGAGGAGGGCAUGGCUGGUAUCGUGGUCCGGCUGCCACCGGAGGAGCUGCGCAGGCUUGCGGAGGGCGAAGGCGGCGAAGGUCGCGCUGUGCUACACGAUCCAGAUGGUCUGCGGAUUCAGCUGGAGCCUCUCUGUGACCAUGGUGGGCCGGGCCGAGCACAAAGGGGCAAAAAGUGCAUCCUGCGACAACAUCCCACCAUACCGAUCUUCUGCGGCCAGGGGCUUCGGACUCGGGCGGAGGCAGCAGAGAAGGAAUGCGAGGAGCUGCGCAACGAGUGCCAGGGUCAGCUGGAUGAGCUUGCGAGGCUCUACGAGGACGGCGACAGGCUCUUCGGACUCUCUAGACACGUGACGCACCCGGCCGCGCAGGAAUUUCGACGUGCCCACCAGAAAGUGCAGGAGGAGAAGGCACGGAGGGAGACCAUCGAGAAGCAUCUGGGCUCUGCUGUGGAGGAGCAGGGAAAGUGGACAGAGAAAUUGGCCCACCGCAUGUCGCAGCUUCAGCAGGCUCGACAGCAGCGGCGUGCCAUUGGUGCCCGUAUUGAUCGGUUUGGCAAAGAGCUCCACACCCUGGACCUAAGGACGGGUGAGUGGCUGACGCAGGCCAUCAACGAGAGAGGCCGUGAAAUGCCCAGCAUGGAGGAGGAGCUCAGCACUGCCCGGGCCUCUGCCGCAGAUGCCGAGCACCAGGCGGAGGAGGCGCAGAAGUCCACGCAGGAGCUUCAGGAGUUUUUGUCGAGCCCGGAGGUGCUGGCCAUCGACUCGAUCCAGCAGGAGGUGGAGCGGAUGUCCUUCGCGGAGGCCUACCAGGAUGCCUUCAAGCCCUGGGCUCUCGAGCAGCCCGAGGAGCCGGAGGUUCACGUCCCCGAGCUAACUUUACGCUACAGCCUUUUUAGCAUUGCAAUGACGCAGGCGAAGGGAGGAUUCUCGGGCUCUUUCUGGGUUCGGGAGCAGAGGCGUCUGCUGCAGCGGGGGCCCUUCGACCGGCUUCGGUCUCAGGACGAGUCAGGAUUCGAUGGCCUCGACCCAUCCUCCUCUCGGGAUCCACGGACGGAGACGGAUAUGGGGACUCAGUCUCCGCAAUCGCCGAUCUCGACUUGGGCGAGCAGUCGCCGGACAGUGCUUCGUAUCAGAACGGGCAGGCGUCCUACUACCAGGAGGCAAAGCUGGCAAGGCCCAGCCGAACCGGUGAGCGCUCCUGGUGCCACUCUCAGGACUUCUCGCCGAAUGGCGACCCGUCCAGCCCACAGGAGACCGAGCUCGAGAGAUCCGCGCUGGACGACGCCUUUGAGGAGGCGCCUGGGCGAGUCCCUCUCACCGGCUUCUCCAGGGCCGGAGGACGCGCCUCAGACGGAGCCUGGGUCUCCGGAGUGA